Messenger RNA from Babesia sp. Xinjiang, 1572 nucleotides. RefSeq lists its product as uncharacterized. Lineage: Eukaryota; Apicomplexa; Aconoidasida; Piroplasmida; Babesiidae. The record is from RefSeq and is a predicted model, not a curated record. The transcript has a single exon. The coding region runs from base 1 to 1572 and encodes 523 amino acids.
AUGGGAAGCGUAUCUUUCAGACGUGCUUUCCUGGAAUCAAGGGAAAAAAAUUAUGGAGAAGAUCGUUCUGAAACCGCCGCAGUGUCGGCAGUACCUGUGGAAAAGGUAACAACUGACAAUACUUUGGAUUAUAUAAAGGAACUAUUUUUCCAUUCAAAAAUUAGAGGGAACCUAGAUUGGCCUGGAUUAUGUCUAGAAAAACAACAUGAUUUCAAAUUCUGGGCUAAUGUCACACAUUCACUUGGAAUGUUUAUACUAAAAAGUAUUUUUAAUGCAGAUAUACCUUUCGAAGAUUCAAGGGAAGUAAGACGAAUGACAUUAAUGAGUAGCAGAGAUAUAGGAUUAAUGGGACACGAAAGAAGAACCAGCAACUAUGUCAACGAAUUACAGAUCAGAGUGUCAUUCGUAUUACUAAGUGGAAUGUUAGCAAAUCGUAUACCGGGGUCAUUAAGACUUAUAGCAAGGAGCCAUGGGUACCAAUACUUCGAACACAGAAUCACCACGCUGCUCAAUGAUUUCCCAAAUAUCGAUGCACCCGCGCUGUGCUUCAAUAUCAAUGCUCUAAGGACAUUACUACCAUUCCUACAGGAGACCGCGUCAGUCAAUCUGUCGGCGGUGUGCCAGGGGCUCCUAACGUCAAAGUUCUGGAAAAUCAUGUGGCUAGAUAUAGGGGUAUGCUUGAAAAGACAAAAUGAUACGGAAAAAUCACUAUUGUUCUCAACAUUCCUUGAACUCGCAUCAGAAAUAUGCUAUGGAACAAGAUCGCAAUCACUAUUCAAAAGACUAUAUACAUCAUCCCCAAACUCAUUAUGGGACCCUAUAUUCUUAGUACUCUCAUGGAAAAUAGAACCAAAAGUACUCUGUAGAUUAGUCACAUUCGUCGCUGACUUAUUGCUUAUAAGCUUGCAAGAUGGAUGCUUCGAUCUCAUAGGACAGGACUGCCUGUCAAAACUUAUGCAAUGCGUCGUAAACACAGAAUCCGAGGGGAGAACAUACUUGGAAACAUAUGCCACACAAACUUUGGAUCAACGUAACGAAUUCUAUCAUCAUUACGCACUCAUCGCAGUAGACAUGUUGCAUAACCUUGAUCUAGUAUUACAGGGAGCAUCAGAUAAAUUGUCCAGCGAAAACGUACGGCAGCUAUAUGAGAUCAGCUCCUUGGGAACUGCAAAGAUGACAUUGCCACCAGUUCCAGGAAAUAAUGAAGAUAGCUCUGUCAAAUUUGACUAUUCGGAAACACGCACUUUCCCAAGAGUACUGCCAUGCUUCAAUGGUGAAUGCCGCCAGCUUUUCCACCUAGAUAUGCCGCAGUUACAUGUCCAUGAUGCUGAUCCACAAUUUGCAUAUUGCAAACGAUGUGGAAUACCAAGCUAUUGCAGCAGUUCAUGCGCAAAUACCCAUUGGGAGUCCAGUCAUCGAGAUGUCUGCGGAUUUUUCCGCGUACCACCGACAUUCGCACGGUUCGUCUCACCAAUGACCGUCAACGGCUCUCCUAUCCUCCAGACGCUGGAUAAUAGCUCGGCAAUGACACCGUUUUUUGAUGAUGACGGUAAUGUAGUCACGCUAUACUAG